UGUAAACCAUGCAACAAUAGAUUUAUAUUAUUUUUGUCGAAUUGAUGUUUUAGCUGUUGGUUUGGCGAACGACUUAUAGCUUCAUUCAAUUGGCGUAUUUCACCUAUUCGAUAGAAAAUGGACGACGGCUAACGUUGGCAGCCUGGAGAGAAAUGAUGGAAGAGCAGGUUUACGAGAGUUUGCCCCUUAGCCAGGACACUUUCAGUGAUCUCUGGAACAGCGUGAUGACACCCGAGCUGUCUACCUUGCAUUCUCCCAACCAGGACCCGUGGCCAGAAGAACACAUGGAUUUGUCGGAGCUCAAAUUUGAUGACAAAAUUUUUGAGUUGGGAAGUGAGGCGGUGACAACUGCAGAUGUGGUUAACCCCCCAUCCUCCACGGUUCCAGUGACCUCUGAUUAUCCAGGGGAAUUUGGCUUCGAACUCCGUUUUCAGAAGUCUGGUACAGCCAAGUCGGUGACUUCGACAUUUUCAGAGCUCCUUAAUAAGUUGUACUGCCAACUGGCAAAAACCAGUCCGAUUGAAGUUCGAGUCAUCAAAGAGCCACCACAGGGCGCCAUUCUCAGGGCUACAGCUGUAUAUAAAAAAACGGAGCAUGUAGCUGAGGUGGUGAGACGAUGUCCCCAUCACCAGAACGAAGACUCCGUUGAGCAUCGGAGCCAUUUGAUAAGGGUGGAGGGCAGUCAGCUUGCCCAAUAUUUUGAGGACUCCAACACCAAGAGGCACAGUGUGACUGUUCCUUAUGAACCCCCGCAGUUGGGCUCAGAGAUGACGACCAUCCUCCUGAGCUUCAUGUGAAACAGUUCCUGCAUGGGGGGCAUGAACCGCAGGCCUAUCCUUACCAUCCUGACCCUUGAAAGUCCAGAGGGACAGGUUUUGGGCCGAAGGUGCUUCGAAGUCCGUGUCUGUGCAUGUCCUGGCAGGGACCGUAAAACUGAGGAGGAGAAUAAGGGCAAACUCCAAAGUGGCACCAAGCCAAUCAAAAAAAGAAAAAGCAACCCUGCUCCUGACACAUCUUCUACAAAGAAGUCAAAGUCCGCCUCUAGUGCAGAGGAAGAGGACAAACCACCUUACACUCUGCAAGUUUGGGACCGAGAACUUUAUGAGAUGUUAAAGAAAAUUAAAACAGCUUUCGAAAUUGCAAAUAGUAAGGAUACGCCCAAAGCACCUGUGAAAGCGGAGAUGCCACUGCCUUCUGCAGGAAAGCGACUCCUCCAAGGAGAGGACAGGAGUGACACAGACUAAAGGCCAAGUCACAAAUUCAGACGGGUUUUUUUAUUUUGCCUUUUUAUAAUGAUGCGACUGUACACAGAUGAUUUACUGUAUUAUUGCCAAUAAAGUUUAUGUAGAUAAUGCAAAGGAUGGCAGUUCAUAGUGUUAGCAAGCGACGUUCCGCUCCCGUGAGACUAUUAGAAGUUUACAAUUUGCAUCAGAGCAGAAGUAGGCGGGGUCAGUGUUAAAAGUUGCCUGAGAACUCACUUGACCUGUUCAUUAUUCGGUUUUACGCUGUAUGUUCACGUUAUUGGUUAGGACUUCAGAAACUUAUUUUUUCAUACAUCUUGCUGAAAGUAACAAACCACUGCCAAGUCCAAAUUGAAAAACUUGAAACACGUUGACCUUUUAUUUUGCUGUAUCUGCCGCUUCCCAAAGAAUCCCUCAUUUUUAUACCAUGUCAGGAUAUUUUUUUGUUUUAUGUCUGAUUUUUGUCGGUUUAAAGCUCACGAAAUCAAAUAUACCCAAGAAAAAGAACUGAAGUAUAAAUGUGCAAGGCACUGUUGUAAUCAGAAAAUUGUAAAUUGUAUUUUUUUUAUAUUAAUCAUCAGCAUAAAGCAUUAUUGUUUUUACAUUGUUAUGGUUAUCAGGAACAUCUGUUAUUUUUCUUAUUUUAGUGGUUUUAAUGGCUGAUUUCAUAGUGGUUGACUGGUUCACCCUAAACAUAAGUUGGAUCUUGGUAUAAAAUGAUGGCUAAUUUAACAGUAAUAUUUUGAUUUGUUGUCUUUAAAUCCUUUAGGAGCCCCACUUGUUUCAAUCUCAAAAUCAUUUGGAAUUAAUUGUUGAAGCUGAUUUAAUGUUUCUUUCUGCAGACCUGUCAAGUCAGCACUUGGGUUGGAUGCGACCACUGAGACCAUUGUUUAUAAAUUACAACAUGUUGAGGCAUUUUUUGUGUUUCUUUUAUGUAUUAUGGGAAGUUAGUUUUAUAUGAGAAGCUUAUGUUUCUAUUUUCAUGUAUACUUUUUGUACUAAUUUUGUACUUAAUUUUUAAAUUAAGCUUUAAGCUUAAAUAAAAGUAUAUAUAAAGGG
Molecule: messenger RNA, 2300 nt
Organism: Melanotaenia boesemani (Boeseman's rainbowfish)
Lineage: Eukaryota; Metazoa; Chordata; Actinopteri; Atheriniformes; Melanotaeniidae
Gene: tp53
Product: tumor protein p53
Exons: 11
Biological process (GO): protein tetramerization; apoptotic process; regulation of transcription by RNA polymerase II
Cellular component (GO): nucleus
Molecular function (GO): DNA-binding transcription factor activity, RNA polymerase II-specific; protein binding; RNA polymerase II cis-regulatory region sequence-specific DNA binding
Source: RefSeq, a predicted model, not a curated record